Molecule: messenger RNA, 1774 nt
Organism: Labrus bergylta (ballan wrasse)
Lineage: Eukaryota; Metazoa; Chordata; Actinopteri; Labriformes; Labridae
Gene: eef1akmt1
Product: EEF1A lysine methyltransferase 1
Biological process (GO): methylation
Molecular function (GO): nucleic acid binding; protein-lysine N-methyltransferase activity
Source: RefSeq, a predicted model, not a curated record
CUCACAUGUUCACAACACAGCAGCAGCAGCAGCAGCAGCAGUGAAGUGCACACCGAGCCCUGGUCAGGUUUUCCUCCUUAGAUAAAUAAUCUGCUCAAAAGCAGCUGCUCUCCUGUCAGCGUCCUCUGCUCCGUCAGCCAUGAGUGACAGCGAUGAUGAUGAUGAUGUCCCUGCUCUGUCCGCUCACACUCUGGCUGCCCUGCAGGAGUUUUACAACGAGACCACAGCUCAGGAUGAGAGCUCGACACCGGGAGACCAGUUCGCUGUGGGAGCAGUGGAGGAGGACUGGCGGAUGAGUCAGUUCUGGUACAGUGAUGAGACAGCGACUCAGUUAGCCGAGGAGGUCGUACGUGAAGCCGGAGAGGGAGGCAGGAUCGCGUGCGUGAGCGCCCCCAGUGCGUACCAGAAGUUGAAGCAGGGCGUGGUGGACGGAGCGGACCGCGUGUCCGCCGUCGUGUUGGAGUACGACCGCCGCUUCGCCGCCUACGGAGACGACUUCAUCUUCUACGACUACAACGAGCCGCUGUCUCUCCCAGCCCACGUGGCCCCUCAGAGCUUCGACAUCGUCCUCGCCGACCCGCCGUACCUGUCCGAGGAGUGUCUGAGCAAAGUGGCCAAAACCAUCCAAUACCUGAGCAAAGGCAAAGUGCUGCUGUGCACGGGAGCGAUCAUGGAGAAAUGUGCCAAGCAGCUCCUGGAUGUCAGAAUGUGCAGCUUCCUCCCCAAACACAACAGAAACUUGUCCAACGAGUUCCGCUGUUUCGUCAACUAUCCGUCUCGCCUGCUGUCCUGCCGAGGAGCAUCAACCUCCGACUGACCAGAACCCGAGAGCCUGAUGGAGUGAGGACGUGACAAAACGUGACUCCCUGAUGAUGUCAUGGUGAUGUCAUCAGGUGUAAGUUUGGAGACUACGGAGUUUAACAUUUAUCUGCUUCCUUUAAGACUUCUGGCUGGAAGACGUCGGCUUGAACCAGAAACAAGAACUGACAAAAAAAAAAAAGACUCAUGGAGUUGCAUUAUGGGAAAUGUAGGAUCCAGUGUGUUUGAGGCAAUACCCAUGCAACUCUGGCCUUAUGUGGUGUUAUGUGGUGUUAUGUAUAAGCUCUCUAACAAAUCAGUCUUUUUUAGGAGUGCACCAACUUUAAGUGGCACUCAGGGAGUUUAAUUUUCCCCUUUCAUUGAGUAAAGUUUUUUCAGUUUUUCUGUUGGGUUGAUCUUGUUCGAUCUCAAACCCCGUAUUUGCUGAAAUUAAAACCCUGGUGGAGCAGUUCAAGACGUUUUUAUAAUUAGUCUACCAGCAUACAUUUUAGAGACGUGUAUACCUCACCUUUGACCCAAAUAUUAAAAUGAUAGCCUCACAAUCCAGAUGUCUAAACGUACAACAGAGAGAACAGAAGAAAGUUUACACUUUAGUUUUACACUUUACACAAGGCACAAAAUGAGAACUUUAUUGUGAGUCUUGAAAACAGAUGCACAGCUCCUCUAGUGGCAGACCACACCAGGGACCGGUUUGACUUUUUUUGCACGUUUUAUUGAUUCCUGAUCAGACAGGACAGAAAAAAAAACCCAUCAGUUCUGAGUUCAAUGACGCAGAUGAAAAGGAGCCAGAUGAAUGGGAGUCAGAACCUAGGGGUGCUGGUUCAGCUCAGAUGAUAGAGAAGGGGUCCCAUGUAAUGGGGCUGGAGUCCUCGUCGAUGAACUGGUCGCAGGUUCAAUAUUUCCUGUCUCUAUACCUGUCCUGUCAAAUAAAGGCCAGAACGCCAAAAAAAAAGAA